Pieris macdunnoughi is the source of this 279-nucleotide messenger RNA. NCBI's taxonomy places the organism in Eukaryota, Metazoa, Arthropoda, Insecta, Lepidoptera, Pieridae. The record is from the annotation of a GenBank genome assembly.
AUGCUACCUGAAACUGAACCGUGUGAGAAACAACUUGCAAGGGCAAAAUUACGAGAGUCAUUCCUUAGAUCUGUUAUGGAAUUAGAAGGAAAAGUUUGUAAAAUUGUAACAUAUGAAAAAUCAAUGUUGGAAGCUACAUUUUCGGGUUGGAAUCCAGAUGGCUCAGAGAUACUUGUUCAAAAUAUGAAAACACCUGCAAAUUUACAAAUGGAUUCUGCUAUUUUAAGAACACCAGAUAUUCUAUCAAUUACCUUUGUAAAUAGUCUCGAAGAAAGUUAA